CGAUUUUAGUGAUCUGCUUUCGUUUUAUAAGUCUAAACCUCAAUGUUGUUUAAAAACUUAUUUGAUUUAAUAGUAACAAUAAUACUGGCGCAUAGAUUUGUCUAAGGAUUCUUUGAAUACACACACACAAAAAUCAUUCUAAUCGGGACGUGUUAGUCUGGUGGUGAAUGGCUUGCAGCUGCAAGUACGGCCCUGGAUUAGACUAGUAUCGGCCACCGAAGUUUUUCACAUAUGUUUUUUUGCUCGAGAAGAACAAUAUGUGGUAUGAGGCUCGUCCUCGUCAAAGGUCCUAAACUUACUAUAAGUGUGGCCAGGAAACACCUAGUAAAUAUCAAAAGAUCACUUCAUCUUCUACUCAGUGAAGAGGACACGAGGAUCGUACUUGCGGGAACUCAAGCUUCUCAAGAAGUCCCUUGCUAUACUCUUCACUGACCCAGGCCCAUUUGAGCAAAUGAGCAGUCAUACAAGCUGACCCGGUCUUAAUCCGGAUACCCGAUUAUUCAUUUUAUUUUUCCAAAGACGGAAAGAAAGAAAAACAGAAGAGCUUCUAAUAAGAAGAAAAAGAAGAGGACGACGACGACGACGACGUUCACGAACCCUAAAAUUCCAGGGAAGACGAUUAUUACUCGGAUCAAAUCAAAGAUAUCAGGAGAGAGAGAGAGAUUCAAUGAAGCUCCUUUAUAAGUACCAAAAGCGGUCAGGUGUCUCGUCUAGAUCUGCUCGAGAAGGAGAAGAACGAGCUGUUAUCAGCGGAGAAGAAGAUAGGAUAAGCGUAUUGCCUGACCCGUUGUUAUGUCACAUACUUAGCUUUCUCACCACUGAGCAAGCGGUUUGGACAAGCGUUUUGUCCUCUAGAUGGAGAUACCUCUGGAAAUGGGUUCCUAGGUUAGAACUAGACAGCUUUGAUUUCACUAACGACAAGGUCUGUGUUGAUUUCAUCGACAAGUUUCUUGCUUUCCAAGGCAAGUCCUACUUGCGUGAGUUCAAGUUAACCAUUGACCAUGAUGUCUCCAACAGUAAUCUUUCUCUUUACGGGCCGUGUCUCGGUAGAGUGGUUGAUAUGCGGAAGCUUGAACGUUUCCAAGUCGAGAAUGAGUUUGAACAUGGUGGCAUUGUUUACAUCCGGUUUACUCUUUCUGCGUCUGAGGCAUUGGUCUCCUUAAAGCUCCAUUCCGUUUGGUUGAAUGGUUUUAAGUCUCUUUCCUUUCCCUCUCUCAAGAUCAUGUUCCUGGAAGACGUUGGUCUUCCUAGCGAUGCGGCUGCAGAGGAGUUGAUCUCCUGCUCUCCUGUUCUACAAGUUUUGAAAAUAUGCCUUUGUAAAUAUGAUUCUGUGGUAGCUUUACGUGUCUGCUCACUGUCGUUAAAGAGCUUCACUUUGAAACGAAUGGAGCCUCGUUAUUCUCGUGGACAUUCUGUGUUGAUUGAUGCCCCGAAGCUCGGGUGUCUGAGUCUCACGGAUUACUACCAUUUCAGCAGCUUUGAGAUAACCAGUGUGGCUGACUCUUUCAAGGUUGAUAUCGAUGUCGAGUUUGAGCUAAUGAGUGAUUACUUGAUGGAAAUGAAGAUCAUCUACAAUCUUCUCAAGAAUUUUUCAGGUGUUACAAAAAUGACCAUAUCUUGGAAAACUCUGGAGUUUAUAUAUAGUUUCCAUCAGACGAACCCAGUCCCCAAAUUUCAUGACUUGACUUGUUUGCGUGCCAUUAUGUGUUUAAACGCAUCCCCUAAACUAUUGCCAAUCGUUCUUGAGAGCUGCCCCAAUCUGAAACACUUGACAUUGUUGUUAAUUCAUUAUCCAGAAGUGAUAGCUAGACUCUCCACUGUGCUGUCUCGUUGUUUGGUGUCGUCUCUUGAAUCUGUUGAAAUGGAAUGCCCGGUCACGGAGAUAGCUACUGAACUGGAUUUGGCUAGAUACUUUAUGAAGAAUUCUACAACACUCAAGAAGCUCGUACUACGUUUGAAUCAGUCUUCUACUGGAGAGAAACACAGGCCUGGUGUCUUGGACCAACUCAUUGAAUCUCCAAGACUCUCUAGUUUGUGUCAGUUCGAAGUUAUUCCAGUGGUUCCAAUCUCAGAAUCAUUUGUGUGAGGUACUACUGGUAUGGCUUAAGACUCCAUUUGGUUUGGUUGAAUGAUUUUGAGUAUCU
This is a messenger RNA of Brassica oleracea var. oleracea, 2144 nucleotides long. Its product is annotated as F-box/FBD/LRR-repeat protein At5g18770-like. The record is from RefSeq and is a predicted model, not a curated record. Gene Ontology annotation, molecular function: protein binding. Lineage: Eukaryota; Viridiplantae; Streptophyta; Magnoliopsida; Brassicales; Brassicaceae. The coding region runs from base 668 to 2086 and encodes 472 amino acids. The transcript is spliced from 4 exons.